Molecule: messenger RNA, 1488 nt
Organism: Adineta ricciae
Lineage: Eukaryota; Metazoa; Rotifera; Eurotatoria; Adinetida; Adinetidae
Source: the annotation of a GenBank genome assembly
AUGAACAUCAAUACUAAUAACAAUAGCUCAAAUGAUAUGAAUAUUCCGUUUUAUCAAGAUCAUUGUUUAAGUUUUACAAAUCAACAUCUUCAAACUAUAGAACAAGAGUUAGAAUGUGCUCGAGAACAAAAUGAAAAGAAAAAGAAGAAGAAGAAAUGUCAUGGAAAUCGUAAAUUACAACGAUAUCGCCGAAAACUUCGUCAACGAGGUAUUAAUACUUCAAUUGAUACAGAAUCAUCAGUAGUACAAGAAAACAUUCAACAAAACGAACGAACAAUAAUUGGCUCAACUACUGAUGGAGAAACUUCUCUUUCUGUCAAAUCAGUUCAGCAUAAAAUAACAAAAAAGAAGAAAUGCAAUACGAAUAAACAAUCCAGUUUUAUCAAUAAAAAUAAUAUUCAUCAAGUGGAUCAAUUCGAAUUUGUAAGAAAUGAUUCUGUUGAUUAUACUAUUAUAUCUAAUGAGAUAUUAUAUCAAAGCACAGCUCCAGCUUUCAAUCUUUCGCCAAAGUUUAAUGGUUUGUUUAGUGCAGAUGAAAAGAUCCAAAUUAUUCGUCAAUAUAUUAGUUUAAUUGAUCAAGUUUGUUUUCAACAACUCAAACAAAUUCAAUGGAAAUAUUAUCUUCAUCUUGGUUUGACACAAGGUAUUUGGCAUGGUCAUAUGUCUAAAACAUCUGCUGAAAAGUAUUCUAUAUGUCAUACAUACGGAAGAUCGAAAUCUGUGAUUGAACAACGUAUCAGAGUAAUCGAAAAACAUUUCAAACAAGCACAAGAUGCCAUUAUACAGUUUGAACAAAAGAUUUUAUCAGAAUGUGAACAAAAUCAAGAUUGUUUAAAGGUAUUGAAAGAAUUAAACACAAUUAUUUAUCAAUUAGUUCAAGAAAAGCAACAAAUUGUAAAAGAUAAAUUCGAAUAUCAAAGAAAAAUGUUACUUUUCAAUGCAACUGACCAUCAAUUACUUCAAAAUUUCUUCGAUAUUGAACCCAACAAUAGACAUAUCACAUGGGCAAGGCAUAUAUGGAAAGCAACAAAAGACCAACUGAUAAUAGAAGAAGAUAUUGCUUUGUUACAACAUCGUCUUAUAUCUACAACAUUAAAGUCAACAUCUGAUUUACUUCAUAAAAUCAUAAAUAAUAUUAACACAAAUAUUCAAAAAUUCAAUGAUACCUUAACAAAAUCAACAGCAACUUAUACUUCAUCAAACUGCAUUGAAACACUGAUAACUUUGAAGAAAGAUAUUAUUCAAGAAGCUAUCUUUAUCCAUCAGAAAGAACAUGAACAAAUCCAAACAAUUAUACAUACAGAACAGAACAAAUUUUUCGUUCAAAAUAGAUAUAUGGAAUCAACAUCUGAAUAUCAGAAACGUGUGAAUGAAGCUAUCGAAAAACGUCGACAACAUAUGCUCGUACGUGCAAACUAUGCAAAACAAUUCCUUUUAUCAGCAUCAUUCAAUCUAACACAUCAUCGAUCAUCAACGAACGAUUCAUAG